This is a messenger RNA of Phyllostomus discolor (pale spear-nosed bat), 2244 nucleotides long. Its product is annotated as olfactory receptor 4S2-like. Bases 279 to 1217 code for a protein of 312 amino acids. Gene Ontology annotation, cellular component: membrane. Lineage: Eukaryota; Metazoa; Chordata; Mammalia; Chiroptera; Phyllostomidae. The transcript is spliced from 2 exons. Gene Ontology annotation, biological process: G protein-coupled receptor signaling pathway. Gene Ontology annotation, molecular function: olfactory receptor activity; G protein-coupled receptor activity. The record is from RefSeq and is a predicted model, not a curated record.
AAACUCAUAAAAUUGAGAGAGAGAGAGACAGAGACAGACAGACAGACAGACAGACAGACAGACUCAGGACCUCUUCUUAAGCUGAACAUAUAUAAGAAGCAACACUAGACAUAUCUCCAUUUUUUAGUGUAAAUAUCUGGAUACAGGUAACAUUUCUACCUCAGAAAGGUUUUUUUGAUCAAAGAAGAUCACAGAUCAUCCAAAUUCAUGUGGUGGGACCAUGUCAAGAAGACAGCUGAAAGAACCAGAGCCACUCCACCAGUCCUACCUGGGUCCACAUGGAAGUGGCCAGCAACGUCACUGAGUUUACAUUCCUAGGACUUUCCCAAGAUCCUGGAAUGCAACUGAUGUUCUUUGCCCUGUUCCUCCUCUUCUACAUCGUGAUCGUUUUGGGAAAUCUGCUCAUUUUGCUUACAGUCUUCUCUGUUUCCUGGCUCCACACCCCCAUGUAUUUCUUCCUCAGUAACCUGUCCUUUGUGGACAUUGCCUAUUCCUCAGCCACUGCACCCAAGAUGAUUGCAGACUUCAUUUCUGACAAAAAGACUAUUUCUUACUGGGGCUGUGUAACUCAGAUGUUUACCUUCCACUUUUUUGGUUGUGCUGAGAUUUUUGUUCUGACUGUCAUGGCUUUUGAUCGUUAUGCCGCCAUCUGCCAACCUCUCCGUUACACCACCAUCAUGAGUGCUAGCGCUUGUGUUGUGCUGGCCUCGCUGUCUUGGAUAGGAGCUCUGGGCCAUUCCUUAGUUCAGACCCUCCUGACCUUUCAGCUGCCCUUCUGCAAUGCUCGGGUCAUCGACCACUACUUUUGUGAUGUCCACCCAGUCCUGAAACUCGCCUGUGCUGAUACAACCCUGGUAAAUAUGUUGGUGGUUGCCAAUAGUGGUCUCAUUUCCCUGGGGUGUUUCCUCAUUCUUCUGGCCUCCUACACAGUCAUUCUAUUGAGUCUUCGGAAGCGGUCUGCAGAGAGCCGGCGCAAGGCUCUCUCUACCUGUGGGUCUCAUUUUACUGUAGUAACUUUCUUCUUUGUCCCUUGUAUCUUUAUUUAUCUUCGUCCAUCCACUACUUUCCCACUGGAUAAGGCCAUAUCUGUGUUUUAUACCACCAUCACCCCAAUGCUAAACCCUCUCAUCUAUACUCUGAGGAAUGAGGAUGUAAAGCGUGCUGUGAAAUGGCUAUGGAGUUGCAAGGUCUUCUUGAGGGAAAAGCAGAGUGGAUAGAUUGUCUGAAGUGCAAAGUCAGAGAACUAGCUAAUACCUUCAGUCAUCCCUAACUUAUUAAUAAUUUUAAAAUAGGCAAGGGAGAGUAAUGGGGGGAAAUGGGGACCACUGUAAUUGAACAAUAAAGUAAAUAGUCUCUAAAAUUCAAUUAUCUCAUACUUUUAGUUUAACAAGAUAAUUUGAGGCUAUUUCAUUUCUCUGCCUUUAGGUGGCUAAACUUAAAUCUUUUUUUACUAGGAAGGUUUAUCCUCUCUUCUAGAGUGGGGGAGUAAACAUUCCUAGCUCAGUACCUCAUUUAGAUCCCUUCAAUUCAAAAAAGUCCCAGCACUCUUUAGCUAUCAUUUAAUGAUUUAGAAUAGGUUUACAAGAGAAAUAGGCAUAUAUCUCUGAGUAAUCAGAAUAUUUCUUGUAAAAACAGGAGUCCAACUUCCCAGGAGCUGUCUUCUCUCUCUCUCUUUCUCUCCCUCUCUUUCUCCUUAGUCUUUUGCCAUAAAUAUUGCAUAAUUUAGUAGGGGAAAUAGAUUCAUAAAGAGAUAAUUAUAACAAUAUAACAAAUGCAGAAAAUACAGACAUAGAAAUAUACAUUGCAUACUAGGAAGGGGUUCAUUUAAACUGACAAACUGCAUAAUGAUGGUUUCUGUACCAGGUGAAGGGUGUAGAAAGGAAUAUUUUACAUAUUUUGGUCUUGAGAAAUCUUUGUUAAUGAUCCUAUUGAAGAACUGAAAUAUUCUAUAUCACUGCACUGGUAUAUUAUUCUUACUGAAAAUAAUCAUUUAUUUAUUUAAAAAAUGUUAUUGUAUUUUUUCCAUUACCAUUUAACCCCCUUAUACCCUCCUCCCCCUGCACUCAGCACACUAUUGUCCAUGAGUUCUUUUUUCUUUUUGCCUGAUCUCUCCACCUGCUAACCUUCCCCCACCAAUAGCUGUCAUCCUGCUCUCUAUCCACGAGGCUGUCCCCAUUUUCCUUGUUAGUUCAGUUUGUUCAUUAUAUUCCACAUAUAAGUGAAAUCAUAUGGUAUUUGUCUUUC